Molecule: messenger RNA, 1457 nt
Organism: Notolabrus celidotus (New Zealand spotty)
Lineage: Eukaryota; Metazoa; Chordata; Actinopteri; Labriformes; Labridae
Product: dual specificity phosphatase DUPD1-like
Exons: 3
Coding region: 634-1197 (187 amino acids)
Biological process (GO): protein dephosphorylation; negative regulation of MAPK cascade
Cellular component (GO): cytoplasm
Molecular function (GO): protein tyrosine/serine/threonine phosphatase activity; MAP kinase phosphatase activity
Source: RefSeq, a predicted model, not a curated record
CAUAUUGUUAGCAAGAAAUGUACAUCUUUACCUUUGCCCCAUAACACUACCAAAUGACAGCUUCUGCUCCCUUCCAUCCUUGCUAACAGUUAUACUAUAUAUUAAGUGGCUAAUGUUAAUUAGCUGGAAAACAAAUUACAAAGAAAUUAUGUAUUAUUAGCCAAGAAUUAGCACCAUUCCUGUUCUUACAGGCAACAAUACCAAUCAAAAAUAUUGACUCUCUGAUACUUCUUAGCUAAUGGAAAUCUUAUAGUGAGUGAGUAUGUAGCUAGUUUAUGUCCCUCUGGUUUUUUAUAAGCAUUGUGUUUUAGGUUACUGAAAUAUUGAGAAAUAAUGAAACAGAAAUGAUUUGUUGGAUACCCUUCACUACGCGUUGUAUUGUAAUUUGACAAACACAAAAGUUUGGAGGCCAUUCCCACUACACAUGACUUCUGUGGAAAAAAUUAAUGCUGUGUGAAUAAGGCCAUUUCAGUUUUUGCACUAUUGUCGAACAAAGUUAAAGCCAAAGUGUUCUGAAUCCUAAGUGAUUCAAUAACCCUGCCAGCUGAAACUACUGAUUAAAGUUAAAGUUAGAAUAUAAAUUGUGGUACUUUUUUAUGACAGGUUGUAAAGAGAGAAGUGGAGCAUCCAGACAUGCCCAGAGGCCUCAGCUGCUUGGCAAGCCCUGAGGGGGCAGACGGCAGGUACGAGACCCCCCCGGCUUCAGAGCUCCAGAGGCUGAUGUGGACAAAGAAGGGGAGCAGCAACCAUCUGGAUGAGGUUCAGCACAGAAUCUAUAUUGGAGACAUGUAUGCAGCCAAAGACAAGAGGACACUCCUGGCUCAUCACAUCACACAUGUAUUAAAUGCCGCUGAUGGGAAAUUCAAUGUGAACACAGGCCCCAGCUUCUACCGAGACACUAAAAUCACUUAUCAUGGAGUGGAAGCUUUUGACAUGCCAUCCUUUGACUUGAGUCCCUUCUUUUACCCAGCGGCCAAUUUUAUCAAGAGCGCUUUAAGCUGUCCCACAGGUAAAGUGUUUGUCCACUGUGCGAUGGGUCUCAGUCGCUCGUCCACAUUGGUUCUAGCCUACCUGAUGAUCCACGAGAACAUGACACUGGUGGAUGCACUCAAAGCUGUCGGUGAGAACAGGAACAUCUCACCGAACGCCGGGUUCCUGGAGCAGCUCAGAGUGCUGGACAAAAAGCUGCACGGCUAGGGAUCAUCGAGGGGCUUGAGUGUCGAUGGGUGGACUUGAGAUACAGCUUCAUGUCAGUGUCUGACAUUGAACAACAAAGAAAAUGAAUUAAAAAAACCUGUUACACUUUUCUUCCUAUGAUAAAUUCCACUUUUUGAAUACAUUAAAGUGACUUAAAUAGCACAAAAGGGCAUUUCAUUGUAAUGUAGAAGUAGUAUUUAAAGAUUGAACAAUAAGGCUGUGAAAAUAUUGUUUUUGUGUGUAUAAAGAAUAAAAAGUAU